AUGGCGUUAGAGAACUUGUCCCACGGGAUGCACACGGUUUUCCUACCGUAUGGGCCGCAGUGGAGGGCGCACAACCGCAUCCAUAAGACUAUUCUCGCACCGAGCAAGGCCUUGCAUUUCCACGAGCUCCUUGAGGCAGAAACUAAGCUGACUCUCCGCGACCUGCUGCAUUCAAAAGACUGGGACCAGAGCAUUGUCCGCUUUACAUCUAGCGUGGUGUACAGCCUUGCGUAUGGUCAACGCCUCCAAGGAGAUGAGCCGGUGAUCCGGGAGAUGUCUGACUUUGUCGAGGAGACGAUGCGUGCGAUCUCUGGGUUCUGGCUGGUAGAUAUCCUGCCCUUCAUCAAUAAACUGCCCAGCCUGAUCAACCCAUGGAGGAGAUUCGGGAAUCGCUUCCAUCAGCAGGCGAUGCGGAUAUUUGCAGAAAGCAGCAGACACGCUAUAAAGGCACCAGGAUGGAACUUCACAAAGCAUGUCCAGACGAAGGAACGAACCGGAAAUUUCAGCGAUGAGGAGUUACUUUAUGUAGUUGGCGUGCUUUUCCAAGCCGGCAUCGACUCCACCUCCACAGCCUUCCGAUAUUGCAUCCUGGCAUGCAUCCUGCACCGUGACAAAGUGAUAAAAGCUCAGCAGGAGCUAGAUGCCGUGGUUGGAAAAACUCGUCUUCCUAGUCUGGAUGAUAUAGCCGAGCUGCCAUAUACAAAAGCUUUCAUCAACGAGGUUCUCCGCUGGCGGCCUAUCACGGUCGGAUCGUUAGCGCACUGCAGCUCCGAGCACGACACGUUCAUGGGUUAUGAUAUACCGAAAGGGUCGGUGGUGAUACUCAAUCAUUGGUCGGCCGUGUUAAACACCGAUACCUACGGACCAGAUGCCGCCUCCUUUCGCCCAGAGCGAUGGAUUGAAGACCCCAAUCUGCCGCUGCUUGCAUUCGGCUGCGGCCGACGAGCCUGUUCGGGGCAGUAUCUGGCUCAGAAGGAGCUUGAGGUUUUGAUCCCUAGUAUACUAUGGGCUUUCGAUAUUGAGGUCGGCUCGUCAGAUGGAAUGAAGCUGAAAUUGGAUUCUUGGGAUCUCCUAGAAAUUGGCGGACUCCUUCGACCGCCUCCAUUUCCAGCAAGCUUCAUCCCUCGUGACGAAGAGAGGAGGACACUCAUCGAGGAUAAGUCUAGAAACGUGGAUGCAGCGGGCCUUGAGGAUAUAUUGAAUCGGAUUCAAGCACGUCUGGAUCGUGGCUGA
Aspergillus aculeatus ATCC 16872 is the source of this 1233-nucleotide messenger RNA. RefSeq lists its product as uncharacterized. The transcript has a single exon. The coding region runs from base 1 to 1233 and encodes 410 amino acids. Gene Ontology annotation, molecular function: iron ion binding; oxidoreductase activity, acting on paired donors, with incorporation or reduction of molecular oxygen; heme binding. The record is from RefSeq and is a predicted model, not a curated record. NCBI's taxonomy places the organism in Eukaryota, Fungi, Ascomycota, Eurotiomycetes, Eurotiales, Aspergillaceae.